This is a messenger RNA of Hyaena hyaena (striped hyena), 1211 nucleotides long. It is a transcript of the gene PTHLH, whose product is annotated as parathyroid hormone like hormone. The transcript has 4 exons. Gene Ontology annotation, biological process: adenylate cyclase-activating G protein-coupled receptor signaling pathway; bone mineralization; regulation of chondrocyte differentiation. The coding region runs from base 281 to 814 and encodes 177 amino acids. Gene Ontology annotation, molecular function: hormone activity; peptide hormone receptor binding. Lineage: Eukaryota; Metazoa; Chordata; Mammalia; Carnivora; Hyaenidae. The record is from RefSeq and is a predicted model, not a curated record. Gene Ontology annotation, cellular component: extracellular region.
UUUGCCUGGGAGCGUGUGAACAUUCCUCUGCUAGGCUUUCAACUCGCCUCCAACCUGCGCCGCGCGGCCGGCAUGCCUCCCCGCCCGUGAAGCGGGGCCGCCGCUGCCCCGCCGCUCGCGCCGCCGCCUCCCCCCCGCGCCGCCGUUCGCCCGCCCUCGUUGCCACCUGGCUCUGCUGAUCGACGACACGCGCGCUUGAAACUUGUUCUCAGGGUGUGUGGAAUCAACUUUCCGGAAGCAACCAGCCCACCAGAGGAGGUCCCGCGAGCCACAGGGUACGAUGCUGCGGAGGCUGGUUCAGCAGUGGAGCGUCGCGGUGAUCCUGCUCAGCUACUCGGUGCCUUCCUGCGGGCGCUCCGUGGAGGAGCUCGGCCGCCGGCUCAAAAGAGCUGUGUCGGAGCAUCAGCUCCUUCAUGACAAGGGGAAAUCUAUCCAAGACUUACGGCGACGAUUCUUCCUCCACCACCUGAUUGCAGAAAUCCACACAGCCGAAAUCAGAGCUACCUCGGAGGUUUCCCCCAACUCCAAGCCUGCUCCCAACACAAAGAACCACCCCGUCCGAUUUGGCUCGGACGAUGAGGGCAGAUACCUAACUCAGGAAACCAACAAGGUGGAGACAUACAAAGAGCAGCCACUGAAGACACCCGGCAAGAAAAAGAAAGGCAAACCUGGGAAACGCAAGGAGCAGGAAAAAAAGAAACGGCGAACUCGGUCUGCCUGGCUAAACUCUGGUGCGGCUGGGAGUGGGCUGGAAGGGGACUACCCAUGUGCCAUCUCUGCGACAUCGCCGGAGCUCAAUUUACGGAGGCAUUGAAAUCUUUAGCAAAGACCUUCAGAGGACGUAUUACAGGAUUCUGUAAUAGUGAACAUAUGGAAAGUAUUAGAAAUAUUUAUUGUCUGUAAAUACUGUAAAUGCAUUGGAAUAAAACUGUCUUCCCCAUUGCUCUAUGAAACUGCACAUUGGUCAUUGUGAAUAUUUUUUUGCCAAGGCUAAUCCAAUUAUUAUUAUCACAUUUACCAUAAUUUAUUUUGUCAACUGAUGUAUUUAUUUUGUAAAUGUAUCUUGGUGCUGCUGAAUUUCUAUAUUUUUUGUAACAUAAUGCACUUUAGAUAUACAUAUCGAGUAUGUUGAUAAAUGACACAAUAAAGUGUCUCUAUUUUGUGGUUGAUUUUAAUAAUGCCUAAAUAUAAUUAUCCAAACUGAUUUUCCU